Messenger RNA from Daldinia childiae, 474 nucleotides. RefSeq lists its product as uncharacterized. Lineage: Eukaryota; Fungi; Ascomycota; Sordariomycetes; Xylariales; Hypoxylaceae. The record is from RefSeq and is a predicted model, not a curated record. Bases 1 to 474 code for a protein of 157 amino acids. The transcript is spliced from 2 exons.
AUGAAGUCCGUCUCUGUUCUCUCAUCCAUCCUCCUCGGAGCCGCCUCCGUCCUUGGAGCCCCCGUGACCGAGAGACAAGUCGAAGCUCCGACUGAGUUCAACAUCAGCAAGUUCAGCGCCAACACCUUGCCCCAUGGCACCGGAGCCUUCAUCUACUUUGAUGUCGCCAUCCCCAACACCUCCAUCUCCACUACCUGCGGGUACAGGGACCAAUCCUCCAUCUCGAAGCUCCCAUCGGUAUCUCUCCGAGCUUGCGACGACCCAGCCUUCGAGUGGCAGUUCCACCAGGACCCGUCGCUGCCCGGCACCGAGGGCCGCUACCGUGUCCUCGUGACCUACGCCUACGACACCCCCAAGAAGGUCGCCGGCUACCACGAGUGGCCUGCCACCGACUUCCCCUUGGAGAACUUCGGCUCCACUGUAGCCACCUUCUACCGCGGCGAGCCCGACUUCGUCAUCACCAACGUCUCUUAA